Messenger RNA from Kwoniella botswanensis, 2706 nucleotides. RefSeq lists its product as uncharacterized. Gene Ontology annotation, molecular function: protein binding. The record is from RefSeq and is a predicted model, not a curated record. Bases 1 to 2706 code for a protein of 901 amino acids. The transcript is spliced from 5 exons. NCBI's taxonomy places the organism in Eukaryota, Fungi, Basidiomycota, Tremellomycetes, Tremellales, Cryptococcaceae.
AUGGUGUUUACAGUACGAGCUGUGCACACGUUCAUGGCCGAACACGGCGAUGAAUUAGAGUUUCAAGCGGGUGAAGAGAUUGAGGUACUGGAAAAAGACGAAGCUUUCGGAGACGGAUGGUGGAGAGGACGAAAUACCAAAGGUGAAGAAGGUCUAUUCCCAGCAACAUACAUCUCUGAAAACCCUACAACACCUCAAGAUCAGCCCCUCGGUCUUCCUGAGACAACAGCUGCUCCUCAAACAUCCACCGUCAAUGGAUCUGCACCCACAAACGAUUCUUACCUUUCCGCUCCCACCAUCCCGAUACCAGAUGAAUCACCCAGGGGGACUCACGAUUCGUCAGGUGGUCUUCUAGAUAAUGCUGUAGCUGCUGUGGAGAGCACGACUGCAGCUGUAGGAAAUGUCAUGGGCAGGACUAUAGGUGAUAUACAAGAUGCUAUAGAAUCCAUCACUACUGCCAAGCCUGAGAGUGAUGAUGAAGAGGAACUUGGAAUUGGUCAGAACGCCAGAGCGAAAUUAGCAGAACAAGCUCGAUUAGCCAAUGAACAGCGGGAGAAGAAUCAACAUUCGUCGAACGGUGGUGUAGCUGGAUUGGUAUAUUCCGAUGAGAGCGAAGAUGAAGAGGAGGAGAUGAGAAAAAGUCCAAGAGGUGCAGCUGGUAGCCGAUUCGACUCCCCAUUGGCCAACGGAUUCCACUCUAGCCCCGUCACGAUGGAACAGGCUUCCUUCCCAAAAGCGACAACACCCCCUGUGGCUUUACCUCUCUCUGCACAGCCAUCUACACACUCAUCCACUCGUCAGGAGGCGUCAACCGGAUCACUCGAACCAGCCGCCCAUAUCCCUUCCACACCUCCUUUCGAAAAACCUGCUUUCACAGCUCGUUCAUCCAGCUCUGCUAUACCCAGCAAGCCUGCUCACACAUGGACCGUAGAUGAUGUUGUCGCUUGGGCCCAAGCCAAAGGAUUUGAUGAAGGUAUUCCAGAGAAAUUCAGAGAACACGAAAUCACCGGUGAUCUCCUCCUCGAACUUGAUGCCAACCUCCUAAAAGAGCUUGAUAUCCCUCAAUUCGGCAAACGUAUGCGAAUAGCUGCUGCAAUCUCCGAACUACGACGACCUUCUUCGAUGGUCUCAUCUAAUUCUCAGCAACUCUCUCCUUCCGGUCUUCCUCUGAAUGUACCAGGAAGUGCUUCUUUGCGUGGCAUGAGCGCGCCACCUUCAUCCUUAGGACAGCCUUUCCCAUCAACAACACCCCCUCUCACCACACCACCCACUUCCGCUUCCACCACCGAUGAUAUCCCUCACGGAGCUUGGUCUCAUGGCCGAAAGACGAGCAAUGUCGGUUUAGGAAUGCCUGCUCCUAUGGAAGCUAUCAAUGAGAACCUCGCACAAACACCCUCUACCAACCAAGCUAGUUCGACAGCUGCUAGCUUACCUGCCAGCCCUGUCACUCCAAGUUCUGUUGUCACCAAGCGUGAAUCCACCGGGUCAAUGGGUCACAAGCGUGGUAAACCAAGUACCGACAAUAAAGAGCGGUUGAGCUUCUUUGGUCGAUCACGUAAACCUGCUCCUCCAAGCUCUGUCUCGCCAAGCUCCGAACAACACCGAACUUCCUCUCGUCUUGGGUUCUCUGGCUCGAACCGAGUUCACCAGAUGCAACCUGCUACACCUGAAACGAACAGACGAACUUCUGGAACCGGUGGAGGGAACGCCGCGGCUCUCAAACAGAUUGGUACACCUGAUUAUUCAGGUUAUCUGAAGAAGAAGGGAGAUAGGUACGGUAGCUGGAAGCAAAGAUUCUUCGUAUUGAAAGGUUCUCAUCUCUACUAUUUGAAGAGUGAGACGGAAGAUCGAGUGAAAGGGCAUAUCGAAUUGCAAGGUCAUCGUGUAAUCGUCGACGAAAACACCAAUCCUGGUUCGUACGGUUUCAGACUUACUGGUGGGCCCAAUGACAAGGUUCACUACUUCUCGUCUACCGAGCAAAUCUCCAUUCGAGAGUGGAUGAAGGCCUUGAUGAAGGCGACUAUCGCCAGGGACUACUCUGUUCCAGUCACUUCAUCUUGCAAUAUCCCUACUAUCCCUCUGGCCGAAGCUCAAGCUAUGGCACCCCGUCCUCCCAGUCCAGCAACUCGAGAAGCCACCCAGAAAGCUACGAGAAGAGAAAACCCUAAUCAACUCACAGCGCAUGAUGCUAGUAUGAGUCUUGAUACUAGUUCAGGUGAACGACGACGAGCGAGUCAACAGCUUGGUGCUCCUUCACCUGGAAGACCCAGCCGAGAUACCAGAAGACCCUCUAGUAACUACAAUGGUGCUGCUCGACCAGCGGUAAAUUCAGUCUAUCAAUCCGAUGAAGGUAAAAACAACCCGGAACUAGUCAGAUGGGUAAACUCGUCAUUACCUCAAGCUUACCCUAGAGCAUCGGCCAUACCCAAAUCCUUCGUCUCUGGAGAAGUCAUCUUCCUACUUGUCAAACACUUAUCACACAUCGAGCCUUCCCCUCCCGUACCUCCUCAAGCUUUCGCCCCCGACGCUUCGGGUCAACCGGGCUUAGAAGGCUUGUUCUCCAUGAUGGAUAUACUAAUAGAUGCUGGGAUUGAUACCGCUGGAGUCAGUAUUAACGAUGUUAGGAAUGGAGAUUCGGGACAGAUCGUCAAACUGUUGAGUAGUAUUAGAGGAUGGCACGAGGAAAGAGCUGGUGUAGCCCAGUAA